CGGAAGCGACCUCCCUCACAAGAUCCUCUUCCGCGUCUUUCUUGGUCUCUUCCACGCCUCCAAGAUGGCGCAACAAGAUCAGGGUGAAAAGGAGAACCCCAUGCGGGAGCUGCGCAUCCGCAAACUCUGCCUGAACAUCUGCGUUGGGGAGAGUGGAGACAGGCUCACCCGAGCAGCCAAAGUGCUGGAGCAGCUCACGGGCCAGACUCCUGUCUUCUCAAAAGCUCGAUACACUGUUAGAUCUUUUGGGAUCAGGAGAAAUGAGAAGAUUGCUGUUCACUGCACUGUACGUGGAGCCAAAGCUGAGGAGAUCCUGGAGAAGGGGUUGAAGGUGCGAGAAUAUGAAUUGAGGAAGAACAACUUCUCAGACACUGGCAACUUUGGUUUUGGAAUCCAGGAGCACAUUGAUCUGGGCAUUAAAUACGAUCCCAGCAUUGGAAUCUAUGGCUUGGACUUUUACGUGGUUCUGGGCCGGCCAGGCUUCAGCAUCGCUGACAAGAAGCGCCGAACCGGCAGUAUUGGGGCCAAGCACAGGAUCAGCAAGGAGGAAGCCAUGCGCUGGUUCCAGCAGAAGUAUGAUGGCAUCAUCCUUCCUGGCAAAUAAAAGCUCCCUGCCCUCAAAAGAGUUAAUAAAGCUUUCCAUUGUUUAA
Gekko japonicus is the source of this 650-nucleotide messenger RNA. It is a transcript of the gene RPL11, whose product is annotated as ribosomal protein L11. The record is from RefSeq and is a predicted model, not a curated record. Gene Ontology annotation, cellular component: ribosome; cytosolic large ribosomal subunit. Gene Ontology annotation, biological process: translation. Gene Ontology annotation, molecular function: RNA binding; structural constituent of ribosome. The coding region runs from base 65 to 604 and encodes 179 amino acids. The transcript is spliced from 6 exons. Lineage: Eukaryota; Metazoa; Chordata; Lepidosauria; Squamata; Gekkonidae.